AUGGAGGCCAAGGUGGCCACGACGGCCGAGCUCCGCAGCGCAGCGCGCGGGACCAAGCGGGCGAGGGCCGACGAGCACGAGAUCGCGCCAUCGAAUGUGGGCUACCGCCUCCUCGAGACGAUGGGCUGGAAGGCUGGCGAGGGCCUCGGCAAUGAGAAGCAAGGCCGGACCGCCCCUGUCGCCACGUGCUUGAAGCGCGACCGCGCUGGCUUGGGCGCAGCGCCGCUCACGUACCGCGUGACCCACAUCGAGAAGCCGCCGCAGCCGAUCGUGCAGCCGCCAAAGCGGACGCCAGCCGAGAAGCGGCAGCGCAAGGCGGCCAAGGCCCAGACAGCGCAGAAGGAGCGCAUGUACGCGCAGGAGCUCUACUCGGACGACAUUCCCGAAGAGUACAUAUCGCUCUUCCGGUGAACGUCGGCGACAGGAGACUGCAUGCCAACGCCCAUGCGCUUGCAUCGAACGACUUGCUGACGGGACCUGCGCAGCGGCCGCCAGCGCUG
Saprolegnia parasitica CBS 223.65 is the source of this 500-nucleotide messenger RNA. RefSeq lists its product as hypothetical. The record is from RefSeq and is a predicted model, not a curated record. The coding region runs from base 1 to 411 and encodes 136 amino acids. The transcript has 2 exons. Gene Ontology annotation, molecular function: nucleic acid binding. NCBI's taxonomy places the organism in Eukaryota, Oomycota, Saprolegniomycetes, Saprolegniales, Saprolegniaceae.